Molecule: messenger RNA, 2349 nt
Organism: Aphanomyces invadans
Lineage: Eukaryota; Oomycota; Saprolegniomycetes; Saprolegniales; Verrucalvaceae
Exons: 2
Coding region: 753-2279 (508 amino acids)
Biological process (GO): proteolysis
Molecular function (GO): serine-type carboxypeptidase activity
Source: RefSeq, a predicted model, not a curated record
GAUUCCACCAUCCUUCGUGCGAAGGAUGCGCGCAUUUCAUCCAGCGAUCGUUUGACAGAAUCUGCAGCAACAAGCCGGGGGCCCCCGUCCCCUUUCGACAGUGGGAGCAGUGCGUGUGGUUGUGGAUUUGGCGAGCCCCCAAAGCAACGACCCCCGGUGUCGUUGACAACCACGUCAUCGUUUGGGUCACAUCUAUCGGAAGGAGCCGCAUGGACUGAUCUUUCCACCUUUCAACCACCUGUCACGAUAGCCUGUGCAGCCCUGGUCAUUGCAAUUGCCACGAGUGCCGUACGUUCCGAGUACGGUCCUCGACGCAGUUCCCGACCUCAUACCCUCAAGCAUCUACGAUGAAGCCAGCCAUCGUCGCUUCCUUCACUUACCUCGUUCGCGACCACCACCGACAACUGUCUCCGUGCUCGAAGCGCGUGAAACGACACCCCACGAACCGAUGUUUGCCUCGCGCUCGACAUGUGCAUCGGGUGCAUUGGACCCCCCAACAAUUGGUAUCAUAUCGUUGUGGUUGUAGUGGCUUAUUCGAAUAGUGCGGGGCGAAAACGAAUCGUCUCAGGGGCUUGUCGUGGGCAUUCCCGCGUAGGCUUUAUCCGCGUGCUAGGCCCCCCGGGCCCGUCUACAGCUACAGCUUUGGUCCGAUGACGCCCUUCCAGCGUUCGCUCGAUGGACUUUGCCUGACAUGGACUUACACUCCGUUUUUUCCAUGACAUGCAUUCUGCAAAGAUUUGAUUGUGCGUGCGAUGACCACGAGCGCUUCGGCCAUGGCACUCUUGGCACGUCCGCUGCUCAAACGGCCAGCACCAACACCAUUCAACAUCCUUCUUUGUGCCUUACGAAGAUACCAGAUCACCGCCGGAUGCAUCGUGUCCUUGUUUCUGGCCGGAUGGAUCGUUGCCAUGUCCUCCGCAACCGCUCCGUCCAGGCAUCGCACGACCGUCCCACCGACCACCGAGGCGUACUGCGACCCCAGUGUGCACCACGAGUUUGGCUACAUCAAGCUGCCACACAAGGUGAACGACCACUACUUCUACUCGUUCUUCGAGUCGCGCAACGAUCCCGCCAACGACCCACUCGUGCUGUGGCUCGAAGGCGGCCCUGGGUCGUCCUCGACCUGGACGCUGUUCAACAUGAACGGCCCGUGCUUCAUCGGCGACGACCUGAACUCGACCGUGCCAAACCCGCACUCGUGGACCAACCACGCGAACGUGAUCUGGCUCGAUCAGCCCACGGGCGUCGGAUUCUCGUACGGAGACGCUCAAGACGACGACCAGACGGAGGACGACGUUGGUCGCAACGUGUUCGAGUUCUUGCGGGGGUGGUUGAAGGCGCAUCCGUCGUAUGCAUCGCGGCCGUUCUUCGUGACGGGACAGAGCUACGGGGGCCACUACGUCCCCGCCGUCGCGCACUACAUCGUGACCCACCAGACGUCUUCUCCAUCAAACGAUGCGUUCUGGAUUAAUUUGCAAGGGAUUGCGAUCGGCAAUGGUUUCACCGACGCACCAAUUCAAGGUCCCAUGGUGGUGGAGAUGGUCGAGUCCGUGCAGCGCCAGUACAACAUCACGCUUGUCUCGUCGGGCGAGAUGGUUGAAUUGCGUCAACACGCCCGCGUCGUCGCGCGCUUACUGGAAGCAUGCCAGCUCCCGAAUGAAACACAAGCGUGCUUGGACGCCAUGGACUUGCGCGACAUGCAUCUCGUGACCCCCAUGGUCUCGAAUCCUUCCCGCAACCCGUACGACGUUCGCGAACUGUGCAGUCCGAAUUGCACAGACGUUGGGAUGGCCAAGACUGGCAAGUACUUGAAUCAGCCGUGGAUUCAAGCUCGUUUGGGUGUCCACAAAACGUAUGAGUGGAGCAACGACACCGUGUACGACAUGUUUGCGGUCGACAUUGGCAAAUCCGCCAUGCAUUUCAUCCCACGCGUGCUCGAGAGCGGCGUGCGCGUGUUGCUGUACGUGGGGGAUGCUGACCUGAUGUGCGACUGGAAAGGCAACGACGCGUGGACGAAGGCGAUGAAAUGGCCCGGCCAAGCUGCGUACAAUGCGGCGCCGGUUCGAGAUCUCGUGGUCAAUGCCAAGCCAGUGGGCCAAAUGCAAUCGGCUCAGAACCUGACCUUUGUUCGAGUGUUUGAGGCAGGCCAUGGCGUGCCCAUCGACCAGCCACUCGUCGGUCUCGCGCUCAUUCAUCGUUUUUUCAAUCAUGGCGCGAUGGACAUAGCCACUGGAACUCGCCCCAUCGAGACAAUUGAGGAUCCAGUUGUCGCAGGAUAAUAUACUAAAAGAAUAGACAAACGGUAGCAAAAAUGAUACAAGAUUUAACAUAAAAGAAUGCAAUGUGGAA